This is a messenger RNA of Prinia subflava (tawny-flanked prinia), 1868 nucleotides long. It is a transcript of the gene TAC1, whose product is annotated as tachykinin precursor 1. The coding region runs from base 588 to 935 and encodes 115 amino acids. The transcript has 5 exons. Gene Ontology annotation, biological process: tachykinin receptor signaling pathway. The record is from RefSeq and is a predicted model, not a curated record. Lineage: Eukaryota; Metazoa; Chordata; Aves; Passeriformes; Cisticolidae.
UGCAUGUGUGUGCCUCUCUGGGGGUGCCUAUAUGUGUUCGUGGGUCUGGUUGUGCCAGCGUGUUUCUGUGCCUGUCCUGAUGUGUCUGUCUGGAUGUGCAAAGGGGUGAGUGUGGACCUCUGGGCACACGUGUCUCUGUGUUUGUGUGUAUGUGAGUCCCUACGUGGGUGUGAGCACUUCAGGUGUGCAGCUCUUUGUAGGAGUUUGUAAGCUGAUGCAUGAGUACCUGGACGUGUGUGUGAGGGGGAUGCAUUUGGCUGCGUGUGUAUAUUUGGGAAGGUGUGAAUCCUGGGUGUGCACAGACGUGUGAGGGUGCGUUCAUGUCUUCCCCUGUACGUGCGUGUGUGAAGGGGCACCGCUGGCUGUGUGUGUCUGUGUAACGGGUGUGGGUGUGUGUCUGUCCAUGGGGUCUGCAGCACUCGGGGUGGGGGUGCCGCCGUAACUCGGCGCCUGUGGGGCUGUCCGUGCCAGGGAGGGCAGCGUGUCCCCGGCUGUGCCCGCACGGCCGUGCCGGUGCCGCGGGGCUGUGCGCUCCCGCCCCGCCUGCCCGGCCCCAGCCUCUGUCCCCGCAGCACGUCGAGGCGGCGAUGAGGCUCCCGCUGGCUUUCGCCGUGCUCCUCCUGGCCUCGUCGCAGGCGUUGGGCGAGGAGAUGGGAACAGCCGACGACCUCAGCUACUGGUCCGACUGGUCCGACAGCGACCAGGCGAAGGAGGAGCUGCCGCUACCCCUGGAGCAUUUCCUGCAGAGGAUGGCCCGGAGACCCCGGCCCCAGCAGUUCUUCGGCCUCAUGGGCAAGCGGGAUGCCGGAUAUGGCCAGAUCUCUCACAAAAGGCAUAAAACAGACUCCUUUGUUGGACUUAUGGGCAAAAGAUCUUUAAAUUCUGGGUCCUCUGAAGGCAGCAUAGCACAGAAUUAUGAACGGAGGCGUAAAUGAGACAUCCCCAUGUGUUAUUUAUUAAACUCCAUUUGUUCUAAUGGUCAAUGCAGUGUAAUAUAAACUAACCACUGUAUGAAAUAAUUAUUUAUUUAAUAACUGAAGGGGUUUGGUUUUUUGAGUUGUACAUUCAAUAAAAUUAUUAUUUUUCAUAUUGUGGCAGUGACAUGUGUUGUGUAGGUGUGUUGUGGUUCUGAAAGGACCAGCAACCCUGGUGAUGUCUCACAACAAAGCACAUUGUUUGAUAUAACCUACGAAGUUGUUUACUAAACAAGCAAGUAUUCUUUUGUUCAUUGAAAGCAAGUCUAUCAGCUUCACAGCUAGUGCAGAACAGAACUGAUGUUCAGUCUAGUGCCUCAAUUUGUUUUCAUGGUUUAUAAUGUACUGUAAUUUCUGUAUCAAAAAAUAUAUUUGUAUCAUUACAGCAUGUUUUAUGUUCUGUGAUUAUGUAUCAAUAUAUUUUAAAAAGGGGGGGUAAAGCUUGAAUGGGAAUCCAAGGUCUUCAUUUCAUAGUCUGGAAUUUUAUGAUAGUAACAUUUUAAAUAAAAACUUCUCUGGGGCUUUUGCAACAUACUUCCUUUGAUGAUAGUGAUGGAGUUAUUUCCCAUGUUGGUCUGAAACAAGAUUUGGAUCCAAGCAACAGUGGUCUGAGACUGGAAAAGAAUAUUAAAUUAUUUUCUUUCUUGCAGGGAGGCUGUAAGCCUCCUCAUCUGUGUUUGGUGAAUGUUUAAGGGAUUUGUUACUGAAGACAGGAGUUCCUGGGAUAGCUCCAGGUCACACAAGGUGCCAUUUUUUUAAACCUGAUGAAAAUCAUGAAGCAUGCUAACUGAAUGGAAGGAGCAUGAUGUAUUCCCAGCUCCAAGGGGAAUAAUUUGCUGUGGAAUUAAUCCAGUUUUGUAGGCUUAUUUGAAAACCAAGCUCUUAAUAAAUUUU